AUGCUACUUACAGAAUUAAACCGAGAGUGUCUGCUUCACAUUUUCUCCUUCUUAGACAAGGAGAGCAGGAAAGCUUUGUCGAGAACUUGCCAAGUGCUCUAUGAGGUCUUUCACGAUCCAGCUCUAUGGUCUCUACUGUCCUUCUGUUCUCCAUCUGAACUGAAGAGGGAUAACUUCCUGCUGAGCCCCGCGUUACGCUCGCUGUCCAUCUGCUGGCAUUCAAGUCGGGUGAAAAUCUGUAACAUUGAGUACUGGAAGAAGAGCAGUUUCCAGCGAGACAUCUGCAGCCAGCAUCAAUAUCUUGUCACCAACUUCUUAACUGAAACAACGAACAGUUGUCCAAACUUGCAAUCAGUGAUACUUUCUGGAUGUGGGCACCUCUCUGAUGGUGACAUUAUACAAAUCCUACAGAAAUGCUCCAAACUGAAUACCCUGAAACUGGAAAACUGUGCAAGAUUGACUGAUGAAACACUGGAAGCUGUGACUGUUUAUGGGAACAGCUUAACCUGCUUUCAUGUUGAUUUCUGUCGGAAUAUCACGCAGGAGGGGAUUAACCUGGUCCUGAGGAAAUGUCCUUCCCUGUCCUUCAGUGCAGAGCAGAGUGCAAAGAUGGUUCCAGAUCAGCCAAACAAAUGUGAUUACCCCGUGAGAAGAAUGAAGAAACAGUUUCAGUGGUCCUUGGAGCAACCAUAUUGCUAAAGGUCAGUCUGAAUUUCGAGCAAAAAAACAAAACCACUCAAGCCCAAUGCUUCCUUCUUUGUUGACAGUAUGGGAAACUCCCAAUGACCUUUGACUUCACAUCUGUCUAUUCCAUUGGAAUGGUUUUUGCAAACUCACUGUUAGCCAGGUAUAUCACCAAACCCACCUCAUGAAGUCAAUCAAACAUUUCUGCAAGUUGCUCCUCCA
Chiloscyllium plagiosum (whitespotted bambooshark) is the source of this 906-nucleotide messenger RNA. RefSeq names its product F-box and leucine-rich repeat protein 22 (gene fbxl22). Gene Ontology annotation, molecular function: protein binding. Lineage: Eukaryota; Metazoa; Chordata; Chondrichthyes; Orectolobiformes; Hemiscylliidae. Gene Ontology annotation, biological process: SCF-dependent proteasomal ubiquitin-dependent protein catabolic process. The record is from RefSeq and is a predicted model, not a curated record. Gene Ontology annotation, cellular component: SCF ubiquitin ligase complex.